Ostrinia nubilalis (European corn borer) is the source of this 1610-nucleotide messenger RNA. Its product is annotated as clavesin-1-like. The coding region runs from base 176 to 1072 and encodes 298 amino acids. Gene Ontology annotation, cellular component: membrane. NCBI's taxonomy places the organism in Eukaryota, Metazoa, Arthropoda, Insecta, Lepidoptera, Crambidae. Gene Ontology annotation, molecular function: phosphatidylinositol bisphosphate binding. The transcript is spliced from 5 exons. The record is from RefSeq and is a predicted model, not a curated record.
CAAGGUUGCGUUGUCGAGUCAGUCGCGGAUUGUGUGCCAGUGUGUGCACACGUAGCCGGUGGCACUAAACACAGUGACCUAACGUCUGAUUUCGCGCGUUCCGCGUGCUAACGUGUGCUGGAUUUUCGUCAACUAAGCAAGGAUUUUUUGAUAUUCGACUGGCCGGGCGCGGAGGAUGUCGGCGACCAAGUACACGCACCCGUUCAUGCGCGGGCUCAAGCCGCUGCCCGACGGGCACGAGGAUGAGAUCCAGCAGAUUAGAGAAUGGAUGAAGAGCCAGGCGCAUCUGCCGUACAUCUCCGACGAGUACGUGAUGUUGUUCUUGCACUCCAACUACUACAAAGUGAAAGAGACGAAGGACACGAUCGAAUGCUACUUCACACUGCGCGCAAACACCCCAGAUCUGUUCAGCAAUCGGGAUCCUCUGUCGCCGAAGAACAAAGCCAUACUGGAUAUCACGAACAUGAUCGCCCUCCCGAACAAAACCACCGAAGGUUACCACGUGCUGCUCUACCGGCUGUCCGAAUUCGACUACAGCAAGCUGAACUUCGCGGACGCCGUCCGGGUGUUCUGCAUGUUCAACGACGUCAAGCUGUCCGAGGACUGCCUGUCCGACGGGUACAUCGUCAUCUUCGACAUGAAGGGCUGCAGCCUUGGCCAUUUGACCAGGGUCACGCUGCCAGCGUUGAGAGCUUUCAUGCAUUAUAUUCAGAACGCCCAUCCUUGCCGUCUUAAGAAAAUCCAUGUCGUUCACACGGUUUCCUUCAUCAACCAAGUAAUGUGCCUCGUCAAGCCGCUCAUCCACUCAAAUCUCCUCAAUUUGCUCAACUUUUCUUCCGAGGGCCCAGCUUCUGUCGUGGAUAAGGAACUCCUGCCCGAAGACUACGGCGGCCCCCUCCCCCCAGUCAAGCAGUUCCACGAGGAACAAAGAAAGAACAUGGAAGAAAACUAUAGGGAUUGGUUGAUAGAGACUGAGAUAUUCAAAGCAGACGAAAAGAAAAGGAUAAAGAAACCAAGCAGAGGCAUGUUUGCCAGUUUUACCAGCAGCUUCAAAAGCCUGGACAUCGACUGAUGCAAUCAUGUCCAAUAAUGCACCAGGGACCUGAUUACUAGCAACGUUUGUAUAAAGAAUUUUGUAUUUAGUCGUACUUUUAGAUGUACUACUUAUUUUUAUUUGAUUUUUGUUUUUAGAGCAAUAUCUUUAUUAUGAAGAACCAAAUAUCUAUGCUAUUCUGUUUUCUCUGGGUAAGGUUUCAUCGGAUAAAACUUAGUAAAAAUGCUCAUAGAGUUUUGUUAUUAAAUUAAGCUUAGUCACAUUUUAUUGUAAGAUUAGUUAUUGUAAGAUUUGUCUUUGUCAAAGUAUCUGUGAUGAUAAAGAGGUAUAUUUUCAUAAAAAAAUUUAAAGCACACCUUUUUGUUGGAAAAAUUAGAAUUAAAAAUACUUAUUGUUUAGAUAUUGUAAUCAAAGAUAUUAUUUUCUUCUGACUAAAGACUUGUUAUUUUUUGUUAGUUAUGCGAAUAGAGGCAUGAUAUUUUAAUGCUUAAAUGUAAUUUUAUAUUUAUCUUGUAUGAUAGUUUUAGUUAUUUCCAGAGUUUAAGCUUAUUUCGUA